Serendipita indica DSM 11827 is the source of this 2112-nucleotide messenger RNA. The record is from the annotation of a GenBank genome assembly. NCBI's taxonomy places the organism in Eukaryota, Fungi, Basidiomycota, Agaricomycetes, Sebacinales, Serendipitaceae.
AUGGCCGCUCGUCUUGCCGUGCUCAGCCUGCUCGUUUCCUCUACGCUCGUCGCUGCGACGCUCGAUUCAUCCAGCCUAUCGCCAUCUGGACACCACCAUCGUCGUCAAGAAGUCAGAAGACGUCUCCAAAAGCGCCAGGAUACAGAAACAACACCGGCAGAAGAAGUAGACCCGUCGUCUACAGCCGCUGGUGCUGCAUCUCCUUCUGAUUCCAGCUCUGCAGAAACGGCUGCCUCGUCUGAAACGUCGACGAGCGCGGGCACGACGGUUGUCACCGCAGACGGUCAGCCCGCUCUCGUGAGUGAUGACCUGAUCGGUGGCUUUGCCGUUGUCGGAAAUUCGGGCGUCUCUGCCCAAAUGAUGUUCCUCGGUGAUAGCAAACAGGUCUAUAUCCUGGACAAGGUCGAGAAUAACCCCGUCAGGGUGGGAAACCAUCCCGCUUGGGCCACCGUCUAUGAUCUCGAGGCGAAUACAGCAGAGCCCAUGGACGUCUAUACCAAUACUUUUUGUGCUGGAGGUGCUCCGCUCGCAAACGGAACCUGGGUCACCAUUGGCGGUAACCUCGCCGUCGACUCGCAGGGAAAUACUGCAAACUGGACAGAUGGCGGCCAAGCCGGUAACAAUUCGUACGGCGUGCACGACGGUGGCAUGGCCACUCGCACGCUCACGCCCGGCCAAGGUGCCCAGUGGAGCGAAGACCCGCAAUAUUAUUUGACCACGCACAGAUGGUACCCGACCGUCAUCACCGUCGAGGAUGGACGAUUGCUCGUCAUGAGUGGUUCCAUUGACGGUUCCUUUGUCAACAUGGACUAUCUCAACAACCCGACGUAUGAGCUUUGGCCAAAGGCACCUGGCGAGUCGCUCCGGAACAUGACCAUUCUCCAAAACGUCAUUCACGAAAACUUGUACCCGGUCGCGGAUAUGAUGCCCAAUGGCGAAAUCUUGUUGCACGUCGGUCGCAAGGCGCUCAUGUGGGAUUACAAGACGAAUACGGAAACGUAUUUGCCCGACGAUCCCUAUGCGGUCCGCAACUAUCCGGCCAGCGGUAGUACCGUCAUGUUGCCGAUCAAGCGUGAAAAGGAUGGAAGCUACAAGCCAAAGGUCAUCUACUGCGGUGGCUCGAACAUUGCCACCGACCAGUGGCUCCAGCCUGGUUUGGCCCUCAUCGACAUUGCCGCCGACAAGACGUGCAUUUCGAUGACCUAUGGCGAUAACCAGUGGGUCGAUGAGGAUGAGAUGCCCGAGGGACGUGUCUUGGGCAACUCGAUUCUCUUGCCAGACGGAACCAUGUUGGUCCUCAACGGUGCCGGACGAGGUGUGGCUGGAUACGCCGAUGUCAACCAGACGGUCUGGGCCAACGGAGACUCGCUCGCAGACGACCCGAUCCUCACACCGGCCAUUUACGAUGACACCAAGCCCAGGGGCAAGAAAUGGUCGCGUGCCGGUCUCAAGGCAUCUGCCAUUCCUCGCAUGUACCACUCGACUGCCACGCUCUUGCCCGACGGUGCCGUCUUGGUCUCUGGUUCGAACCCGCACAAGGACUUUAACGACAACACGACGUACCCUACCGAGUACCGUGUCGAGACAUUCUACCCGCUCUACUAUAACAAGCACCGACCGUUCCCAUCUGGCAUGCCGUCCAGGCUCAGCUAUGGUGGUGAUCCGUUUACGCUCAACUUUAGCAAGGAAGACUUGAACACGGGUAUGAACACGCCAGGCGCUGGGAUCAAGAAUGCCAAGAAAAUCAAGAUUGUCUUGAUGCUCACCGGCUUUUCGACGCACGCGCUCAAUUUCGGUCAACGCAUGCUCGAGCUCGAACGCACGUACACUGUCGACGAGGCGAGUGGAACCGCCACGGUUCACGUCAAUCAGCUCCCGACGAAUGCGGCCGUUUUCCCUCCGGGUAAUGCGUGGAUGUUUGCCGUUGUGGAUGGUGUGCCGAGUGUGGGCAUUCAAGUCAUGAUUGGGUCUGGGGAGAUUGGUGAACAGCCCAUGGGGACGUAUGCGACGUUGCCGAGGACAGUGGACCCGACGGGCGCUGCGCUUGGGCGUGGUGUGAGCGUUGGUGUCGUCUUUGGUGCUGUUGUUGCUGUCGCCAUGGCCUUGUUCUAA